Exophiala aquamarina CBS 119918 is the source of this 441-nucleotide messenger RNA. RefSeq lists its product as uncharacterized. Lineage: Eukaryota; Fungi; Ascomycota; Eurotiomycetes; Chaetothyriales; Herpotrichiellaceae. The annotation marks the transcript as partial. The transcript has a single exon. The record is from RefSeq and is a predicted model, not a curated record.
AUGCGUGCCUCCAUUGCUAUCGCUGCCAGCAUUCUUGCUGUUGCAUCCGCAAAGACCAUCAGCGUUACCGACACUGUUGAUGUAACUAUCACCUCCUGCGAACCGACUGUCUCUAACUGUCCUUACAAGCCAACUGCCACCGGUACCUGGGAUGACUGGACCAGCUCCACCACCACCACUACCACCACGAAGAAGGUCGACCCCGCCAAGAGCACCUCGACCACAUGGGCCGACUGGGAGAUGACCACCACCACGACCACCACCAAGAAGGUCGAUCCCGUCACCUCGACCACCUGGGCCGACUGGGAGAUGACCACCAGCACCACCACCAAGAAAGUCGAAGCCGUCACCUCGACCUCAGCCACCUGGGCUGACUGGGAAUCCACCACCCUGUCGACCGUCCCCGUCGCCCCCGUCACCACCUGGGCAUCCAGCGUCCCA